Messenger RNA from Ustilago hordei, 408 nucleotides. RefSeq names its product putative histone H2A F/Z family member HTZ1. Lineage: Eukaryota; Fungi; Basidiomycota; Ustilaginomycetes; Ustilaginales; Ustilaginaceae. Gene Ontology annotation, cellular component: nucleosome. The transcript is spliced from 2 exons. Bases 1 to 408 code for a protein of 135 amino acids. The record is from RefSeq and is a predicted model, not a curated record. Gene Ontology annotation, molecular function: protein heterodimerization activity; structural constituent of chromatin; DNA binding.
AUGUCUGACCCACGAGCCAAAGGUGGAAAGGGAGGUAACGCAAAGGUCGAGCCCAAAAAGUCGGUCACGCAGUCUUCUCGUGCCGGUCUUCAGUUCCCCGUCGGUCGUAUCCACCGUCACCUGAAGAACCGAACCCAGAACCACGUCCGUAUCGGUGCCAAAGCCGCCGUCUACACAUCCGCCAUCUUGGAAUAUCUCACCGCCGAGGUGCUCGAGUUGGCAGGUAACGCAUCCAAGGAUCUUCGCGUCAAGCGCAUCACACCCCGUCACUUGCAACUUGCGAUUCGCGGAGACGAAGAGCUCGACAGCUUGGUCCGUGCCACCAUCGCUGGUGGUGGUGUCUUGCCACACAUCCACAAGACCUUGAUCAAGGCGCCAAGCAAGAAGAAGGCCGCUGGUGAUGCUUAA